UCGCUCUCCGCUCUCCGCUGAUGGGCGCCCGAGGCGGACCCACGCUCCAGCUCUGACCAUGGGGGGCUGCCAGAGCCACGGCAGCAGCGCCAAAGAAGGGGACGUCUCCGAGACGGGAGAGGAGCUCUCCGCAAUCGCAGAAGAGAAAGUAAAGAACAACAACACGCAGGCAGCGCCCUCCUUGGAGGAAAGGCCGUACCUCACGCAAGGAUACGUGUCCGCGCGCAUCGCCGAGAUCGACGUCGACAUGCUAACCGCGCUUCCCGUCGGCUUCGACAAGGCCGAGUGGGUGGCCAGCCACACUGUUGCUUUCUUCAAGCACAUCAACCUGCUCUCCAGUGCCCUGUCGGACUUCUGCACCACUGGGACCUGUCCCACCAUCACGGGCCCUGACGGCAUGACAUACUACUGGACCGACGAGCAGGGGAAGAAGCUGAAGUGCUCGGGCCCACUUUACACAGACUACGCCAUGUCUUACAUCCAGGAGCUGCUGUCCGAUGAGGACGUGUUCCCCACCAAAGCAGGCUCGCCCUUCCCAAACGGGUUUGUGUUCCUCGUGCAGAGGAUCUUCCUGUACCUGUUCCACACCCUGGCGCACCUGUACUGGGCGCACUUCCGGGACGUGGCGCGCGUGGGCAUGCACCCGCACCUCAACACGCUGUUCGCCCACCUGGUCACCUUCGGCCGGGAGUUCCAGCUGCUGGAGCCGUCCGACACCACCCCGAUGGAGGACCUCAUCGCCGUCCUGCACCCCCGCCCCGCCCCCGCGGCUACGGACCGCGCGGGCACCGCCACGGACACCCCGUGGGAGGAGGGGGGUCUGACAGAGCACGCCCUCCCAUGACCGAAGCGGACGGACUGUCAAAAGGACGUUUUGAUAUUUUCCUCAGCUACGACACAAGACGCUGCUCAGUAGAGUCAAUGGCGUGGAUUCAGCGCACUGUUCUCGAGGGCAGCGAUUUUCAAACCAGGUCCCUCUAUGUCACAUUAAGCCACAUUAUGUCAGGGAUAACUUGUGCGUGCCAUGAAGAAUAAAGGUCCCAUAUUCACACUGCACUACAUUGCACUACGACGUUUAAGCAAUGGAAUUGGAAGACUGGAAGAUUGAAUGAACAUGCCCCGAACAGGGCUGGACACAUGCCCACUUAAAACUAACCUUUUGCUAGAUAAUGAAGAAGUCAAAGACAAAGAAAAUGUUGACGGGUCAAAUCCGCAUUGUAUUCAUGGUUUGGCUCAUUUAUUAUUCGCAAUGCUAUUACGAGCCUACUGCUUGAACUGGUCAAUAUCUUUUUUUUUUUUCUCCUUUUCUGUUCUAAACAUUGAGCUGUUAUCUCAGGUUACCUUACUCCAGCAGCCUAGUUUCAUCACUGACACAGAUCUCUGUAUAAUAACGAUAAUUUAUAAUUUAGCCGACGCUUUUAUCCAAAGUGACUUACAGUUGAUUAGACUAAGCAGGGCCCAACGGCUGUGUGGAUCUUAUCAAGGCUACACCGGGGCUUGAACCACUGAUCUUCUGGGUCACAGUCAUGUACCUUAACCACUACACUACAGGCUGUCCCAUGUCCUCAACCAUCAGGAGCUGGGCCAGUCUCAUACCUCCCCCUUAGCUCCAUGUGGAUAUUUAAAAUUAAGCUACUACUAUAUCAUGCUUUUGAAAGUUUUGUCAAAUUUGUUGCAUUUUGUUUGUUGCAUCUCAAUCAAGGGCAUACUGGUUUUUUAUGUGCAUUUUUGCAAAGUAUUCCUGCUCUCAGGAAUUUCUGAUUUCUCUGGGUGUCACUGCUGAGACAGUGUAUACACACGUGUGUGUGUGUGUGUGUGUGUGUGUGUGUGUGUGUGUGAGAGAGUGUGAGUGUGAGUGUGUUUGUGUGCUUAAGAACAUAAGAAUGCACACAUAUACAGACACACCCCUGCAGACAUGCAGUAUCAACAUCAGAGAAAUUUAAACUCAAAACAUUCAUUGUUUAAUCCUAAAAAAUAAAAUAAAAAAUAAAAUACAUUUACAUGAUUGACAGCACAACCCGGCUCAGGUGUUUUCUGAAGAAAAGCUAUUGAAUGUUGAUGAGAGGUUGAUGACUACAAGUUUGAUCGCAGGAGCGUGGGAACCUGGGGUGGGAGACGCUGGAGCCAACCAGCGGAAGCAUUCAUCAGCAACUUCCACAGAACACGAUGCGUCACAGAACCCGACAUCACGGAGCACACCAUGUCACAGAACGCAGCGUCAUAGAACACAGAACACACAGUGUCAGAGAAUGCGGCAUCAUAGAACACAGAACACACAGUGUCAGAGAACGUGGCUUCACAGAACACAGAACACACAGUGUCAGAGAACGUGAACAAAUCACCCCCCCCAAGACAUUAUACUAAUGUCCACCCGGACAUGUGGUAAGGACUACUGUGUCAAAAAUAAAAAUAAAACAGGGAAAACAAUUGGGAGUAACCUUUUAAAGAAGUAGCAGAAGUUAACGAUGGCACAUUGAUUUCCUACUUCAAAAAUAAAAGGAUGCUUCAAGGAGCAAACUUGCUUUAAUAAAUGUCUAACACAUGAAACAAAGUCAAAUAAAUUACUACCGCAUGUUACACAAACAUUUUCAACUGUACAUACGAGCGAUGUUUAUUCAAACCGAUCACAGAGCGAAAGUACUGUGCAGCGCACAGCUAAGGCGUCGGACCUCAAUGCAGGGAUCAGUUUGAGCCCCCCGUCCUCCCAAAGCCGAGAACAGCCAGCGCAGCGCAAGAGGGUAGCAGGGAGGAUCGCCGCAUACAACAGCGCCCUGAUCACCUCGGAACCGUGCUGAAGAAGGCCCGUCGUUCGCCUUUCCGGCCACCGGGGGGCAGGGUUGUAGCGGCAUUUCCUCAACUAACAAGGGCGACAAUUGGAUAAACAGGGUACAAUUAAAAAAAAAAAAAAAAAAAAAAAAAAA
Conger conger (European conger) is the source of this 2921-nucleotide messenger RNA. RefSeq names its product MOB kinase activator 2-like. The record is from RefSeq and is a predicted model, not a curated record. The transcript has 5 exons. Gene Ontology annotation, molecular function: protein kinase activator activity. Gene Ontology annotation, cellular component: cytoplasm; nucleus. Gene Ontology annotation, biological process: positive regulation of protein phosphorylation; signal transduction. NCBI's taxonomy places the organism in Eukaryota, Metazoa, Chordata, Actinopteri, Anguilliformes, Congridae. The coding region runs from base 59 to 844 and encodes 261 amino acids.